UUUUGCUUCAAGAUCUGGAACGAGGACAACCGUCGAGGCGUUGAUGGAGUUCGACCCGAUAACCAGUACUUCCGAUAUUUUCCACAGGUUGUACUUGUUGGCAACAAUCGUAUUGAACUGGAACAUAUCCCAAUGCAGAUCGAAGAGGAUGGAAAGUACAAGGUUCGACUCCAUGAAUCCGAGUGGCGCUCGCGUCAAAGUCCUGAGUUGCCAGUCACCCGUAAGCAGAUGAUGAUAGCCCUGCAAAAUCUUCAAGGCGUCUUCAUUCGUGGUACCUACAAUUAUCCAGCAAGAGGAGAUGCAAUAACCAUGAGCGAGGUAAACGAUGCCGAAUUUCUUAAAAAGGGUCAAUUUCUGAAAUUUCUGUCGCAGAUAUCACUGGACGUAGCCGUACCCUCGUCUCCUGAUGUGUCUGGAUCAACUGCAAUUGGCGUUGAGCAGUGUUCCAACUGCCCUCAAGGCUUCACGGGUACAUCAUGCCAAAACCCUGCUGUGGGAUACUGCAGAAAGAAACAGCGUGACUACCUGAACUCUCCGGACGAUAUGGCGCUCAUUGGCUGGUCUGAGCCGUGUGCUUGCAACGGCCACUCAAUCACCUGCCAUCCAGAAACUUGCAUCUGCACGGAUUGCGAGCACAAUACUACUGGAGAUCAUUGUGAUUUGUGCAAAAGUGGCUACAUUGGCGAUGCGAGGGAGGGCGGAGCGAAAGCAUGCACCAAGUGUGCUUGCCCACUUGUGGAAAACUCUUUUAGUGACACUUGCGUCGCAGUGGAUUACGGAAGAGGGUAUGUGUGUAACGCGUGCAAGCCCGGCUACACUGGACAGUACUGCGAGAGCUGUGUGGUGGGCUAUUUCGGUGAACCAUCGAUGCCAGGCGGAUUUUCUUUGCCCAACGGCUCAUUGAACGGCGCUUGCAAUCCACUCACUGGCCAAUGCGAAUGUCGUGUCGGAGUGACUGGAAGAGACUGCAGUCGUUGCCAGCAUCGUCACGCUUUCAUUGGAGGAGUUUGCACCUCUUGUGAUCAAGGCUGUUAUCUACCGCUGAUGACCAUGGUUGAUGAGUUAGAGAUGACGUUGGCCAAUCAGAACUUCACUACUCUGCGCCCAAUCCCAUGGAAACGACUUUCCCGAAUCGGAAAUAACACCGAAUUGAUGUUCGAGUUCAUGAGAGGACUGGACGAAGGCGACGGCGAAGUGGGCGGAAUCGUCAGGGACAGCAAAUAUGCCAAAGAAGCGUUUGCAGUUGUUGAAGGGGCUCGCUUCCAAAUGGAACGAAUGACCAAAGGCGUCACAUCGUUGGAACAAUUCACCGCUUUGGCCGAGAAACUGAUUCUGGACGCUCAGCUCACUUAUAGCAACGCAUUCAACACAACUCAAUUCCUCAAGCACUUCCACAUGUACGGUGGGACCACCGUAGGUGGAGCGACAUUGGACGCAUGGGUUCGCGAAUCCGAAGCUCAUUACAAUGCCACCCUCGAUCGUGGCGAGUACAUCGAGAAAAGGCUGAAUCGUGCUGAACAGGAACACAAGAAAAACGAGGAGUUGCUGAAGAGGGUAUUUGCCAAUAAGCUGAAUGAUACGUCUUUUGAGAAUAUCCAAGAUCGACUGGAUGAAUUUGACCAGUGGCUAGAAGACUACAGGUAUUGA
Molecule: messenger RNA, 1647 nt
Organism: Cooperia oncophora
Lineage: Eukaryota; Metazoa; Nematoda; Chromadorea; Rhabditida; Trichostrongylidae
Source: the annotation of a GenBank genome assembly